GUGUGGGUGUGCCGUAGUUGGCUGUAGGCACGUGUAAAUAUCGGCUCAGGCUGAGCACUGAGCACCUCAUUCCCAUCCAAGUGCCCCUCUCUUCUUUCUCCAGGCUAGAUCCCUUACCAAGCUGACCCCUUCUUCGUAAACAACCACGUGUCCGAACGUCGUCCGCUUCGGCUGCGGCCUCUCGCCGGCCUGCUCCCGGGAGGCACACUGAACAACGACGCACCUUACGAUGCGUCUGCUGUGUUGGUCACCGUACUUGAUGGUGUGCUACUUGCUACCGGCCCAUGGCUUCGUGCGGCAGCGCUUCAGAACGAGAACGGGUCCCGAGGGACACCGUACGGGGUACGGACGCGGUGGUACCUCGACUGCCACAUCGACUCGACCAACAACAAUAAUAGCUUGUGCGGCGUCGUCAACAACAGCGGUGGACAGCAGUGCCGUCGAGGAUAAACAUAUGUCAUGCUCGUCGUUCCGUCACUGUAGCACAGUUUAUAUCGAGAUGACCGACAUGUAUCGUAUCGUGUACCACGCCAACUACGUUACCUACGCGCAGCGAGCAAUCGAGCACGCGUUUGGCGCACCCGGUGUCCGCGUCCACAGCCUCCCUAUCGUCAAGUACAGAGCGGCGGCCACUCUGGGCGACGAGAUAGCCGUACAGGGAACCCUAGUCUCGUGCGACGACAGCAGCAGCGGUGGCGGGCGCUCGCGCUGGCGCUUCGAGCUGGCCGCCGCUUCCGACCCCUCUCGGGUGUUUGUCACCGCAGAGGCCACCGUUUCUUGGCCGGGAGGGGCAGCCAUGCCCCCGGGUGUGGCGGUAAUCAAACUGCCGAGGAGCGCGGAACCAACGAUGAGUGACGACACGGAACUGCUGCAGCCCUUGCCCGAGGCGUUCACCGAUCCCCCCAAGGCUCUGAAGGUGGUGGUGUGGAGCGAUGAUUUGGAUGUAGGGGGGAAUCUCUCGAUCCGUGCGGUGCUCAACUAUUUCGAGCGGAUACGCACGCUCAGCCUGGGGAGAGGUCAAGACGGCGAGCUUGGGCUGAUGCGACUGCAUCGAGAGGGAGUUUCCGUGGUGGUGACAAGCAUAUCCGAUCUCCGCGUGAACAGCGACGGCUUGGUUGCGGGAGAGACGCUGGACGUGCGUCUAGGAGCAAAGCUAUCCAGGGGCAACCGGGUCAUGACCAUGUACGAAUCUCUGUGGAAGGAGAACGGGACUCUCGUCGCGCACGCGGAGAUCGCGCUGUUCUGCAUGGACAACGAAACUCGCAAGUUUCGACCGGUUCCCGAGUGGGUGCAAGUAGCCAUAAUGCUGCCCUCUGCCGUCCUUUGAAUGCGGAGGGGAGUGUCUGCCUCAAUCCAUGUUAUUCGUGCAGUUCUUCUACCAGAGGCGCAGGGUUACCUUAUUCUGGCAAUUUUUCCACCAGUGCAUGUUUCCCUUGGGGUGUGCAGAAGGUUGGUGCGAUGGUUUCCUCUUCAUACCUGGGUGCCGCCGCAGCAACUGAAGCAGCUACAGUAGUGCUAAAAACGGUCAAGAGCAGGAGUGCCCAGUCCGUGUGCGGUUGCACAUUGCGUGCACGCACAAGCAAGGGUACAGCCCUUGACUUGUCGGCAAACCACCACACGGAGACGGGAAAUGUCUACCCGUUCCUGGUGCCCUAAAUUGUGGGUGCUUUGGUGUCUCCUCAAGCGUUACACUUUCGAAUCAAC
Messenger RNA from Ectocarpus sp. CCAP 1310/34, 1704 nucleotides. The record is from the annotation of a GenBank genome assembly. Lineage: Eukaryota; Phaeophyceae; Ectocarpales; Ectocarpaceae.